Molecule: messenger RNA, 1545 nt
Organism: Metopolophium dirhodum (rose-grain aphid)
Lineage: Eukaryota; Metazoa; Arthropoda; Insecta; Hemiptera; Aphididae
Product: 17-beta-hydroxysteroid dehydrogenase 13-like
Exons: 7
Coding region: 174-1148 (324 amino acids)
Cellular component (GO): lipid droplet
Molecular function (GO): oxidoreductase activity, acting on the CH-OH group of donors, NAD or NADP as acceptor
Source: RefSeq, a predicted model, not a curated record
CACACAUAACUCGACGUUCUUGAACGGCCCAUCAUGUCAUUUUCACUUUAACCGUAGCUGUCGCAUCGCAGUCAUCAAAACACCGUCGUCAACAUUGUCACGCGGCUGCACGAAAACCGAUUGUCGUAACGAUAAAACACAUCGCAACCUGUUGGAUAAAACAAACAAUCGAAAUGGAAGCAGGACAACGGCCCGAUAACAGAUCCUCGUCAAACGGAGAACCGACACCUUCAAACAUUGUAUUAGACUAUUUACCAAUAAUCACGAAAGUUGUAGUGGGAAUCCUUCAUUCAAUAUAUGCAUUUAUCAACCUAGCAUUUCUCACCAUAUAUCCAGUAGAAAAAUCUUUAAAAGAUAAAGUUGUACUAGUGACGGGCGCCGGCAGGGGACUUGGUCGGGAGAUGAGCUACCUGCUGGCCAAGGAGGGCGCAAAAGUGGUGUGCGUGGACAUAAACGCGGAAGGCGUCAAGGAGACGGCGGACGUGAUCAACGGCGGCCGGACGGGCGCGGACGGGGAGGCUGACUUUUAUACGACCAACGUGGCCGAACCGAGCCAGGUGAACGAAUUGGCCAAGGCGGUGGAAGAGAAAUGGGGCAAGGUGGACGUGCUGAUCAACAACGCUGGCAUUGUGGCCAGCGCACCGUUGAUGGACACCACUGAUGAACAGAUCAAGCGCAUGAUCGACGUCAACCUGGUUUCACACUUUUGGAUGGUACGCGCCUUUUUGCCGGCCAUGAAGAAGCGCAACGAAGGCCACAUCGUGGCCACGUCCUCGGUGGCCGCUUUCACGUGUGCGGCCAACAUCGUACCUUACGCAGCUACCAAAUACGGUGUCACGGGUCUGAUGGCUAGUCUCAGGGAAGAACUCAGGGCCAACCCGUCGAACAACAUAAAAACCACAACCGUCCAUCCGUUCUUUUUGGACUCUGCCCCGAUAAACGUCAAACACUGGGAUGUCAAAUCGGCGUUGCCAAUCGUUUCGAUUCCUCAAGUUGCCCGUGCAGCAAUCCAAGGAAUUAAAAGAGAAGACGUCGUUGUAACCGUUCCAGAAAUAUUGAGACUGAUCAUGCAAAUACUAUGGAUUGUGCCUCAGAAAUCGGCAGAUUAUUGGCGAGACGCUUUUAGUUCAAAAAUCAAUUCAGCUUAAUUUUCUUUAAUUAUAAACUAUUGAAUUAAAUUGCUUAAAAGUUAAAAUAUUUAUUAUAUUAUGUACCUACAUUAAUUUUAAUUUUAGACCUCAUACAAUUUGUUUAUCAAAUGUUGGUACCUACUUGAAUGCAUUAUAUUUAUAUAUAACUAAAGGAAACUACAAAUAUUUGUAAUUGCUAGUAGGUAGGUCCUACUGUAGUUUCAAUUAAAAAUUUCAAAAUUAAAUUCAGUUCUCGGUUUAUUUAUUUCAAUGAGUAAAUAUUUAGUAAUAUUAAAUUUAUAGCAGCUAUUUAUUUACUCACUUUAUUUAUAUUAUAAUUUAUAAUCAACAAUGUAUUGUUAAAUACUAAAAUUAAUUUAUAAAAUAUUAUAAAAUAAUAAAAUAUAAAAUAAUA